AUGGCGGACGAAGUCGAAAGAAAUCGCCUUGUAGCAGAAUUUUCCGGAGUCACUGAUGUUGAUGCAGAAAGGGCUCAGUUUUACUUGGAGUCUGCUGGUUGGGACCUACACGUAAGUAUUCUACUGUAAUUUCUUGCUUUAAUUCCGCGCUAACAGGACUGUUCUUCAAUAAUGGUUACUGUCUCUUUCACUUCCUUCUUUAAUUUUAAUAAGCUCUUUCAUCACUCACCUUGAAUUCGAAGCUUUGUGAUUUUCAGUUUUAUUUUGUAUAAUGGACAAUUUUAUUUAUUCAUUUUUUAAUGAAGCUUGCCAUCAGUAGUUUUUAUGAUACAAUGGGAGAAGAUGAUGGUAACAUAAGACAUGAACCUCCCGAGGAAGUAGAACAGGUCAGAUUCCUAAAUUUCUUUAGAUUAAUUCAAAAUAUAUUUCUAAGCUUAUGUGAAAACAGCACCUACCUGAAGGUAGAAUUUCUGCAAAAUAUUGGCUUGUUGCUCAGUACUUUUGCUUUUGAGUGUCUUAUUCUUUUUUUUUUUAUUCUUGUUAUCUCUUUAGUCAUUAAUGUGGCUACAUACAGACUGUAUUUCGUCUUUGCAUAGCCUCCUGUGGAGGGGGGGGGGCAUUUUUUCUAUUAAUAGGUUAAUGGGAAUGUGCCACUGGAUGGGGUCGCAUUUUCACAACUGGAUUGACUAUAAUGGGGUUGCAUUUUCAAUAGAGUUAUUAGGAUGGGGACACAUUUUUAAGAUUUUGGAAGUCAGAAAAUUCAGGUAGGUAGGGAUUUACAAAUGGGAAGGUAUUAACUACAUUAACCCGAGUCACAAAUUUGUCAAUAAUUCAUUUCAGGACAACUUAGAAAAAAGGUAGAUACAUAAACAGAAAAUCGUGAAAAGUAACUUUUUCCAAGAGUGACUAAGAUGGGGUCUAUAAUUGGCCACAGAAUAGACUGUAAUGGGGUAGGGGUUCUGAGAGGCCAGCAGCACAUACCCAGCCAAAAUUAACCUAAGGAACCUUCCAGGUGCAUAGCAUAUGAAAUCUUCUGCCAUUUUGUCAAACUCUGCUCAGUGAAAAAAGCUGAUUUGGUUAUCAUGAUGCCGAUAAUGCUCCUUGAGCUUUUUGGGACAGCUGGCUUGUUGCAAAUAGCCAACUAAGUCAACUAACUAGUCACUUCCAGUCAACUGUGAGUGAGCAGUCUUUCAGUAAUUGAAAUCAAAAACUAGGCAGCAAAAACAAAAAGGAGGGGUCUUGCUAUGUUCCUUGUUUCACGUUUCAGUUCUAGAAGCAUGCCUUGGUAAAAUUGAGAAACAGAACCAUUAAAAAAACAGAUUGUAGAUAAAGAAUAAAGAUUGCUAGUUAUACUUCCAGCCCCUUAUGUUGUUCACUAUAAACAGAAACCAGUCACAAGAUCAAGACGGGGUGUUCAAGGCAAUAAGGGGUAAGGAAAAAUUGAUUGAACAAAAAAUAUGUAUUAUUAUUAAUAAAGGCUUGUUUAUGGUGGAAGGUGCACUUAGCUUAUCCAGCUAGUUUACUGGCACUCCACUUAAAUACUUAGAAACAAGUAAUUCAAGCCCAACAUAAAUGGGUCAAAAACCCCAACUGGCAGGAGGCAACCAGUUGGCUAUUUACAAGCAUGGCUGCGGGUUUGAACUCGGGACAACUGAUAACAAAUCCAGUAAAUGGCCAGAGCAAGACUCAAACCUAGGACUGCGAGAUUGUGAGUGCGACACACUGACCACUUGGCCACACUGCCUUCAUUAAUGAUAAUGAUUAAUGGUUAAGAUAAUACUAAUAAUUAUUAUAACUCUCAAUACAACAUUAUUUUAAUAUGGUUCUUCUGUUCUUAUCUUUCCUCCUGCAUGGGUUAAAGGGUACUGUCAAAUACAGUGUAAGUGACGUAGCAGGUUCCUCUUUUUAAGGUGUCGUUUUCCUUGAUUUUGGGUCUAAAGCAGUUACAUCAUUUACUGGGGAUCUAUGUUUAAUUAGCAGUUUGGUAUCAGCAAUCUUGCAUAAACAGUUUGCACUUCUCAGAGGUUCCCUUCAGGGAAGCUUUGACAGUAGUUCCUUCCAAAAAUGGGAUGCACAUUUUGGGGACAUAAAAUGCAUUUCACCACCCAUGUAAGAACAGUACUAAAACCAAGCUUACCCCGCUCCCAACAGUGUGCAGAGUAGCCCUGGCCUGAGCAUAGGCUCAACUUCUGCUGCUCUCUUGAGAUGUCUGGUUUUAAUGUCCCUCCCCAAGAGGAAUGAGUGCAAUUUGUCAAACAGUGCCUGAUGUGUAAGAGGGCCUCUUGGGGGGUUGAAUAUGUCCCUAGUCUGAAUUUGAAAACCUGUUGUUACGCGUAAUGAGGAGAUCAAAGCCAUGUCACUGUGGGUAUUUUUCAAUUGUAUUUGCGCUUUUCUCUGUUGCUGUCGCAGUUUUAACCCAUAUUUGUGUCAUUUUUUGCCAUUUCUGCUGUGUCGCUGUUUCAAGGCCAUGUUGCUUGUCAGAAUUAAAUUUUACCCUAACGGGGCCUUAGUUAAGCUAACCCUGAACAUCCCUCUUACAGUCCUUUUAAUUCUCUUUAGGAAGCAUUUAUAAACAGUCAUACUAUUUUCUUCCCACUGAACGAAAAAUACUAGCAUUUCAGUUUUAAAAUCAAAAUAACUGAGGAAUGUAAGGAAUUUUAUCAAAGUUUUGAUGAAACCAAUUGUGUUGUUCCAAAUAAAUUUUUUAGAGGAAACAUUGCAUCGCUGUCAAGUAUGCAUGCUGAAGAGAACAGUGACAGUGAAGGAGAAGAGGGUCAAGCAUUUUACGCUGGUGGAUCAGAGAGAAGGUAUGUAUAAUUAUGUUACAGUUGUACUGGUCAAAUUUGGUUUCAGGUUAACAUUUUUAAGCUACCGGUAGGUUGAUUUUCAAUUUUUUUUUGUCUUCUGAGGCUAGGAGACAAAUUAAAGGGAAUGAAGAAUCAAGCUAAGUUAAAUGAAAAUUAACCUGAAGUCAAAUUUGACCUGCAACAUACACAGGCCUUGGUGGAUUAACUUUGUUAAUUGACGUAUCUAAUGUUCCAAAGUUGUGGGCUUUAACAACAAUCUCCAGAUGUCAUGCUUCAGGACUCAAAAAGAGUGCUUUCAGCUAGUCUGGGAAAGUAGAAUUUCCUGCCUGGCAAGUACCGUAUUUCCUUGAAUAAUAGCCAUCCCUCGAAUAAUCACCUCCCACAAAUAAUCACCCCCACCCCUUUGACGGAAAUGUUUAAAAUAAUUCCCUCCCUCAAACAAUCAUCUACCAAAUUUUAAUGGUUAAAAAAAGUAAAUUAAAACUUGCCUGGGGCAAGGAAAAUGUUAGAGCUGUUUUUGUCCUAACCUGGGCAAGCUGAAAUUCAAGCUUUUUUCAAGCCUUGGCGUUUGCUUUGUGUUGACAUUCCAAUGUUACAAUUUACUACUAAACAUGCUGGUUUUCAUUUUGGGUAUGUGCAGAAAGUAAUUUUUUUCCCAUUAAAUGUUUCUUUUAAUUUGGUGUUUUAAUUUUGUGAAGGAUCCUUCCUUAUUAUUUCUGUGAAAGAUAAAACAACUUUAUCACAGCAAUGGUAUUGCUUGUCAAGCCUUUGUCUCCUGCUUUUUUAAGGUACUGUCAAAUCAUUAAAUCAACACAUGCUGCAUCAUGAGAUGGAGAGAUCUCAGCAAUGCAUGGGCAAUGUUAACUUACAUGUAUCAGUAAACUGAAAAGUAACACAAUUCGCUUCUACGUACUAACAUGGUAUUUUAUUUGGUAGUGGUCAGCAAAUUCUUGGUCCACCGCGAAAGAAGCAGACUUCAGAUGACGUAACACAAAGUAUAUUUGAUGAAGCAAAAAGGUACUGCAUACAAACUUUUAACUGACAGACAUUUACGUUUCUGUGCAUUUGUUCUAUCUGCGAAAAAAAAGUGUCUGUAGCUACUGCUAAUAAUAAUAAUAAUAAUAAUAGUCUUUAUUCAAUCAAAGGAUAAAAAUACAUAUCCUAAUUAAUACACGAUAAAAUACAAUAGUAAUAUAAGAUAGAAUAAUACUAUAAUACUAAAUUAUAUUUAAAAAUAAGUCUAUUUACAAAAGUUUUCUUGUAUAUCUCCGUUUUUAUCUGAGGAAGGUGACACCUUCUCCCAUGCAAACUAUAAUACUAAUUCUUUAUCUUUGGGAAUGAUCGCACCUAGCAUAUGAUUAUCAAUAGCUCUUUUGAAAGCGGAUUUAUCUUGCUGUUCUAAAAGAUUAAAGAUGCUGACUGUUUGCAAGGUAAAAUGACGCUUAUGGCACUUGUCUAAAAAAUGCCGUAUAACAUUUAAAUCAGAAUCAGAAGCGCCAUACACAGGGAACUAAUUCCGUUGUGCUCAUUGCCAUGGCUUCCCAAUGUCAGACUCUUGUUGAAAGAAGUCACGUCAUUUUUGCCUUGAAAAGAAAGACAUCUGAUUGGCUCAAAAUGUCAACAAAAAGAUUAGGAUAUGUUAGCAUUCAAGGUCAUUGUCACUGCAGACACUCAUUCAAAAUUAAGUGUCAUUCAGGAUGUUAAAAUGACUGUAUCACAAGAAAUUAUGUAUUCCUUUAUAUUAGAGAGCUUUAAAAUCAUGUUCAUGGCAAACAGCAAAUGUCAGGUUCAAGUUGACGGUUCUUGUAAUAAUUAUGAGAUUAACAGAUAAAAACUAUGCAAAAUAAUUCUUAUAAAUGAGCCUGGCCGGAAACUACUUAAUAGGUUUUGGAAGACAUAAACAACUGGUUAACCUGAACAAGUAAAAGGAAAACUUUAUUUUGUAGUACAAAUUGAUGUUUUCCGGCUGCUGUGAAUGUGAUUCUGAAUCUCUCUAUUAUUAAACACAAAAAGGGCAUAAAAUAUCAUAACUCUGACCGAUAUAUUGGUGUGACUGGAUGAACAAGCAAUAUUAAUUUAUUUUAUAUUUCUUGUUAGACAUGGUGCUGAAGUUGUCGCUGAUGAAGAUGUUGCCGGACCAUCAGAAAGACAACUCCCUGCUUUCAAGGGUGCAGGUAAUAUUUUUAAACAAUACCGACACAUAGGUGGACAGAGAGCAAGAAAUAUGACUUGAUCAUAUGUGCAAUUUCUUAGCAUCUGACAUGUUUCUGCUGAAUUUCUCUCUCUUCUUUGCACUGUGAAAAUGAUAAACUUUAUUUAGACAGGGCUAUAGUUGGCAUAUUUCCAAAACUAAUAAACCUGUGGCCUUCUACCUGUAAGUGUCCCCAACUAAAUAGAGACCCUUCAAAGAUCGAACUGGUGUUUGGAGUAUAGGUUUUUUGAUCAGUGGGAAAAACUUAAAUGCCAGGAAAAAAAUGUCUUUGAGCAUCGAAGAGAACCAACAACAACCACAUACAGCAUCAAUGAAUACACAAUACCACAAAGGCCAAGACUUAGUUAAGCAAGUGCAGAGGCUCCCGAUUUUAGAUCUUUGGAGGUUGGCAUCUCUGCUGUUUUACAAUUUCCCAUUUGUAUUUAACCACCUGUCAGCAACAACUUCACAUAAUUUGUGGUCUGACUCUUUGUUCACGGUAUGUGCUACAUGUCUCGGAGUAUAAGAACAACUUUAACUGAACACAAAGCACUGCUGGUAUUGUAAAAUUAUACCUGUAUGCAACAAAUUAUAUUUGAAUGAAAAGGUUUGUCAGAAACUCUUGCUUCCAGGAAAGACCCCCUGUGGUUCUACUCUGGUAAGUCAUCGAACCCUGUAAGAAACCUCUAACUCUUGCCAUUUUGAGUGGUUGCUUGCUGGAGGUUAAACUGUGGUUAUAUUGAAGGAAAUUUAACUCUGCCAAUAAUAGCUUUUCAAAUUAGCUUAAAUUUUGGAUGAUUAGAUUAUUGUUUUGUGGAAGGGUUCAUAACAUGUGAUUUCUCGUGGGGGGGAAGGGGGGUAUUCCUGGGAAUUUGUGGUGUGUCGCCCAUUUCUCCAAAUCCUGACCCUGUUUCAGACCAAAAAAUUGUCAUUUUCCAGACCCAUUUUCAGACCUGGCAUAAGCAGACAUAAUGUUAUCAUUACUUAGAUUAGAACACCAACAAAAAGAUUUCUGAAAAUCCACCUUAAAUUUGCAUAUUGUUCUUUCUUUCUUAUUUGGAAUUGAAAUGACAAAUACGUUUAUGCAUUCCCUCAAAAACCAUACAGAGCAAAAUGGUGCAAAAACCAUACCCUUUGGGCAGUACAUACCCAUAAGGCAUAUAUAAGGGAGUAUCCCCACCCCCUGCCCCGGGGUUUUUCCUUUCUUCAAUACUUUUUCAUCUUCAAAUGUACAGGAUAUCGUCUUGGUGAUACAGAAGGAGGUGGAUCACAGCCUUUGCCCGAAACAGUUUCAAGCAGAAAUAGUGGUAUUCAGCAAGAAAAUGUAAGAGGCAAUAUAUUAUUAUUAUUUUUAGUCGAAUUUUAAAAAAUAAUACUUAAAAGGGUUUCAUUGACAGACUCAAAGUUUUAACGACUUUGUUUGGUGUAAAAAAAAAAACAGUACACAGAAAAAGCUGUUUAAUAGUUGUUGUUUUUAUUAGAAUGUUGAUUCCUUAGGAUUUCAUCCAGUAACUCCAAAGUUAGAACUACCUUGUCCAGCUUAGUGAACAGUAACAAAGAAAAUUACUGCUCAUUAGCUAGCUUUCAUUUGAAUGGUAACACAGUAGUAUUUCUGUGAAAGGUUUGAACCCUGGAGUCAUUUCAAAAUUCUGUUGAGUUUGAUCGUCCGGGUGAACGGAGUCCUGAAUAGGACUGUUGUUGUUGACAGUGACUGACGUUUCGACAACCUGUGCGGUAGUCAUCUUCAGAGUCAAAGUUUCAUUCACUAACUCUAAAGUUGGAACUACCUUAUACAGCAUAGCAAUUACACAGUAAAAAAGAAAAGUUUUUGUUCUAUUUGGAGACAUCAUUAUUUUUUAUGUCUUCCAUUAUACUUCAAAUCUUAAUCCUAUUUUACGAUAAAUAAAUAUCUUAGAAAGACUUAAGCUUUAGAAUAAAAUAAUUUUCUUUAUAUUGUUUUAUCUUUUCAGAAAGAAGUUCAGUUAAAGUUUUGGUCAAAUGGUUUCUCUGUAGAUGAUGGUCCACUGAGAUCAUUUGAUGAUCCUGCAAAUGAACCUUUCCUGAAUUCUGUCAGACGAGGGUAAGUAAGCUCCACAGAGUCUAGCCUGCGUAGCAGGCGCUUGGAAGUAGUGGGCACAAUUUUGUCUCCCUCGCGCGCGCCUGUUCUCUCUUUCGCCAACUACUUCCAAGCGCCUGCUACGCAGGCUACACAGAGUCAAAAGCCAUUUGUCUAUUAGUCUUUUAUUUAUUUAUUUAUUAAAAAAAUAAUAUUAUAUAAGGUGACAGGAGAGAAAACGUCACGUAAAUAAUGAGUUAGCCUGUUUCAAUCGUCAUCGCUGUUAUUCCACCUCCCUCAAUUUGUCAAAUAUUGGCGAAUUUUUCUGGAGUUGAAUUCUAAAGGACUGUAUCCAAGUUCAGAAAAAGAGAAAAUCGUUGUCUUGUGUCCACGUUCUCCAUGCACAAAACGUGAAAUUAGGAAGUUUCACGUCGCAGUCGUGCAACAACGGCAAAGAAGGGUACGAACAUGCGUGCUGCAUGUGCAGAGUUGCUGUUUUGCUUUUAUAAAAUAACUAAGAUAGUACGCGCGCUCUGAUUGGCCGAGAGCAGUGUUUGCAUGAGAGUAUGUAAACAUGGUUGUGGCGUCAAGUUGUUUGGCUUUUCGCGCGCUAAUCACGCAAGCACAAAUUUGAAAAAGUUUUCGAGUUCAAAACUCAAAAAGUUUACUUUAUUUACCCAUUCCUUCGUCGGCUGAAACUUGGAAAAUCGUUACAAAGAAGGUGUGUACAUUUUUCUUCGCUUAAGCUGACCGUUUUAAGCGAGAAAAAUCCGUAUUUUGCAAAGCAUCUUUUUGCAAAACAAGAACUGAUUACGCGUGCAAGACUUCGUGGACAAGAUUUUGCGACUGGUAAGAAUUUCUCUUUUAAUCAGUGCCUUACAAAGAGUUUUGCGUUUUUUUCUCGGGAAAGUUAUUUUAUAAAAGCAAUAGAAAACUUUUUUUCUGUGUUUGCGUAGCCUGAUAUAAACACUCGAGGCGUUGGGAGAAUUCUCGACAGUUAUGCAAACCCUCGACUUCGUCUCGGGUUUGCAUAACUGUCUCGAAUUCUCCCAACCCCUCUCGUGUUUAUAUCAGGCUAUGCAAACACGGAAAACGUUUUCUAUUGCUUAAAUAUAAACGUAAUAUUUUUUUUGCCGUUCUCGUUGCCGUCGCCGACGUCGUUGCUCAAAGGAGCUGUGUCGAGGCAGUCCAGUUCAUUUUGUUUAAUUUUGCCAAUUACUCGGCCUCAAUCGCUAUGGAUCUUAAAGUAAGCAAAGAAAUUACAUGUAAAUGACAAAAUCAGGGAUUCAAGACAAACAUUUGUCUCUUAGGCAUUAUUUUUGAAGUUGCAAACAGCAGAGAUAAAUUUUGAGAAACUGUUGGGCUGAACAGUUUUCAAAAACCCUAAUUUCAAUCGGUUUCAAUCUUCUUCAGUUUUGCCCAUCCGUGGCAUCUGUUGUAUUAUUUUAACCUUCCUCAAAUGUUUCAAGCGGUUAUUUUUAUGUUUCUCUUAAUUUAACGGACGUUUUGUAAUUACCUAAUUUGUCUGAAUUUCGUGACACAGCUCCUUUAAGCUCCGUAUUACUGCGGAGAUGGGAUGGUAAAGUGUUUUAGGUUCUUGGGGUUCUCCGUUUAAAACUGUUCUGAAAGGUCUUGCAUCGCUUUUUAGGGAAAUUCCACAAGAGUUAUUAGCUUUGUCACGGAGAGGAGAGGUUCACGUAAAUAUGGAGGAUCACAGACAUGAAGAAUACGUUCCACCGCCCAUACCUAAGGUUCAAGCUUUCUCUGGUGCCGGACAUAAACUAGGAAGGUAUGCCACGUCUUUCAGUUUCUUCUGCCUUCAAAAAACUCACAUACGAAUAACUGAUACUUUAAAAUAGCAUAAAGUAACUUUAGGUCCCAGUAGAAUAAAGUACUUUCAUAAUCCGAACUUAAUACUCAGUUUGGGUUGAUCAAAAAAAGCCCGGAAUUUAGUCCAUCCGAAGCGAAGUUUAGCCGUUUUCCACGGCUAUACCAACCGUGAAGAUCGCCUUUGAACGUUGGCCGAACAUAAACCGAAGGUGAGUCGAACGCGCAUGAAAAGGUCAUCCUGUCUUGGCUGAACUCAAAUGCACUCACUCAUCCUCUUCAUCCCGGCUGGGACAUAAGGCCGCAAUCAAACUUCGCCACUCAACCUUGUCCAAACCCGGCAGCUCUUUCAUCUCUGUUCUCCGCCAAGUGUGUUUUGGCCAGCCUCGUUUCCUCUUUCCAGUUGGGGUUUCUCUCUCGAGGCAACUUUGGCAUCCUGUGACAACCUGCGGUUCUUAAUUUCGAGAGACAUAUUCAUACUGUCCUUCCUCUUAUGCAGUGCCUCAUUAAUAAUCUCGCUAUGCCGAAUAAGUCGAAUAACCAGUUGUCGGUUCCAGAAUGAAAAAAAAAGGAAUUUGAAACAACACAAUACUGUUUUUCAGCGAAGAGGGAAAUACGUUUAGUGUUUCGAUUUAAUUACUUUCCAUCGAAAUUGUCCAUGUUAACUUUUUCAGAUUUUAUUCUGACCAAAUUCUCAGCAAUUCAAGAAGCAAGUGCCAGGUGUAAACGUUACAUUGCUUGUUUUACGCCCCGCACGAUCCACAAUACCCUCCAUUCUCAACUUGUUAGACGCCAUUUUAAGGAACCAAUCAGAUAUCGUUCCUACAAUAAGACCCGUUUGUAUGGCAGUUCAUCUCUCUUUCCUCAUCUUCCCUUGCUCGUUUUUACUUUUUCAAGCCAUUUUACGUGAAAAGUAUGUUAAGUUGGAUAGGCUGCUUGUACUCCUUCUUUUCUCUUAAAAUCCCACCAGUUCUUAUCACAGCCAGCGGCCAGCGCGACUGCAAAUAACGACGUCACGAUGAGGGAUUAGGACGAGACGAGAAAAGACGGACUAUAACAUAAUAACCUUAAUAGCUUCGUUGUCCACAGACACCACAAAAGAGCCAGCAGUCUCUUAUGUUUUCUUUUCGGAUUUACGCCCUCGUUUAUCGCGGCUCGCGUGCAUGGGAUAUUCGUGGAGUAGCUUUGCAAAGAAAAAUAAGAGGCUGUUCGCAGUCUAUAAAGACAUUGACAAGCAGCAAGGAUGAGCUAGAAGGACAACUUUUCUUUGUGUUGUUCUUCAGCCCAGCGCCAGAAGUGAAGUUCAAUCAUUCAAAAGAACAAGAUACGAGUGCUACAAUACGAACAACCGUAGCCCCGAUCCCUAUUGACGAGUCACAGCCUGUCACCAGUAUACAAAUAAGAUUGGCUGAUGGAACACGGUAUGUAUAGGCCAUUUUGAAAUUGUCCUUUAGAUCGGGUCGGUAAUUGUGUCUAAAGCGCUAUGAGAUUGUUUUAGGGGAUGAAAUUGUGGCCCAUUUUCCAGCGCAACCGUGUAAUAGGCGUACGGAGCUUUAGCAACGAUGACGGCGACGGCAACGAGAACAGCAAAAAAGCCGAAUAGGUUUCGAUUAGUAAAACAACACCUUUGCACGUGCGUCACGCUUUUUGGUGCAUUUCUUUACCGUCUCUUCCGACCACGGCGUGAAAAUGCCUUAUUUCACGUUUAAUGGAGGACGUAAAUAAGCGACGACGAAUUUUUCUUUCUCUUUUUAAACUUGAUUGCGUUCCCCAAGAACUCAACUCAAGGGAAAUUCGCCUACAUUUGACAUUUUUAAAAGUGAAUUGGAAUAAACGCGUCAAAAUUUGAAAAACCGUGAAUUCUUUAAAAGUAACGUUUUCGUUGGCGUCGCUGUCGUCGACGCUAAAGCCCCCUAAUAAAAGAAGCUGUAUUGCCCCCGAAAAAGUCUCACAGUGCAAUCCGACGUAAUAAUGACGCCUUCUCACGCUUAAACUCAAACUGUUUUAGCCGCUUUGAAAACACCACGCAUUAUUUUUAAGGGGCUAUGUCACUGUCAACUCAUGAUUUCAGUUUUUUUGGUUUUGUGGGGGAGGUGGGGGGGGGGGGGGGUUUUAUCCCCCGUCCCCAAAAAUGGGAAGGGUCCCAAUUUUUUAUUUUUUGUUUUGUAUGUAGGGGAAAAAAAAAAAAAAUUUCCAAAAUAUAAAGACGUUUUUAAAAAAAAAGGCGUUGACAAUCGAGAAAAAAGAGAGCGAAGACUAUCAUUUUGCCACCACUCCACUGAUUUCGUCGGUGCGUCCUACGAAGCCGCUUCUGCCAGCCACGUGGUGUUUGGUCGUUAACGGUGUAUUUCUGUUUUUAUUGUGCUGGGGGGCGGUAGGGGGGGGGGGGGGUUAAUACCUCCAGUCCACAAAAUCUGAAAGGUCCCAAUUGUUACUUUUUGCUUGGUAAGCUGAGUGAAAAAAAAGAAAGCAUUGCCAAAAUCAAGAUCAGUCUUCAAAGAUAAUGGCGUAGCAAGUGCGAUAAAAGAGAGCGCGAAGUAUCCUAUGACGCAUUCUUUCUCUUUCUCUCCUCCUUGGUACGAGAAUCGUGCGCUUAAAACCUGAAUGUUUUUGUACAAAAAAAAAAAGAUACUGUUCCGGCGUAGUUUAUGUCGAGACAAAUGUAUCGUAUGUUUUUUUGUUUUGCAGCCUGGUUUCAAAAUUCAACCACACAAGUACAGUUGGAGAUAUUCGACGAUUUAUUUGUGCGUAUCCUUUUAUAAAAGUUUACUGUAUUUAGUUCAGUGAUGAACGUUAGUUUAGGCAUUUACGAGUUGGUUUGAAGAAUCUAGAAUGUUGCGUCCUUUUGCACGGGGCUUUCUUCACAAUUUUUUUGUCGUGUGACGAAACGGUUUUAGCUGGUUUUCCUUCUAUAACUUCUGUUCCCGCCCAAUGUAAGAACGAACAUUUUAAAUUUUAUUUCCAUCUGCCACGCUAGGUUCAUCUCCUUCGUCAAACAAAAAUCAAUAUAUACUUACAGUCAAACCCCGUUAAUAUAGACACUCAGGGUCCAUAGAGAAUACCGUAAAACUUCGAAAAUAAGUCCUGGGGCUUAUAGUUUUCAAAGGCCCUUUUUGAGGGGCUUAUCUACGGAGGGAAAUUUGCGUUUUAAAAUCGAUUGGGCUAGCCUUAUAGUUCGAAGGAAAUUUACCGUUUUUGCUUUGUUUUACUUUGCAUUUGAGGGCAAUUUCCAAGCACAAGCCCCCCGGAGGGCAUAUAUUUGGAGGGGCAAUUUAACGGAGGGCUUUUUGCGUUACGAGUUUGGGGGGCUUAUAUUUGGAGGGGCUUAUUUUCGGAAUUUUACGGAAUCCGUAUUAACGGGGUGUCGCACUCCGUAUUAAGCGGCUUGAAUUUAGAGAAAAAUGUAAGGGCUUUCUUUCCCCAGGGACAAAGCAAACUGUCUGUAAUAAUGAGGUGUCUGUAGUAAGCAGGUGUCUGUAAAGCCGAGUUUGACUGUAUUUAUUUGUUUGUUUAUUUUUUCAAUUUAUUUAAUUCUUUCAUAAUUUGUUAAGUGGGAUUGGAUGUCCCUUCAUAAUGAAUAAAAGUGUCGACUGCAACCUCAAUUGUGGCUAUACGAAAAAAAAUUAAAAUAUUUUGUCUUUGCAUGUCUUCCUUAACUAAAGCCGUAAAAAUAUAGUUCAAGACCACAAAUGGCUACCAGAAACUUCGUUCUCAUGACGACGUUUCCCAAUAAAGAGUUAACAAAUGAUGGACAGAAACUGAAAGACGCAAAUCUUUUAAAUGCGGUAAUUGUCCAGCGCUUCAAGUGAGUAAGAACUGAGAACUAGUUCAGGUAGUUGUGGCAUUAGAAGUACGAGAAUGAGUUAAACGCACGUGAAAGGCACGUGUUCGGUCGGCUUGUACUGAAUAUCUUGCUGUAUUGGAAAAUCUAAGGGCCUUCAACUCUCUGUCUGCUUUCAAGGGCUUUACAACACUAUUGACUUUAUAUCGCCCACUAGUUUAAAGAGUUAUGAUGCUUUUUGUGUAAAAUCUUUUCAAAAUAGUUUAUCCUGUAAAAAUAAAAUGUUCGGGCAAACGCGAGCGUUGUGUGCGGAGUAUGUGUUUAUUUAUUUUGUCUGCAUUGAAACAAACUGAUGC
Molecule: messenger RNA, 13018 nt
Organism: Porites evermanni
Lineage: Eukaryota; Metazoa; Cnidaria; Anthozoa; Scleractinia; Poritidae
Source: the annotation of a GenBank genome assembly